AUGGAGACUGGGAACCGCAGUUUUGAGAGGCAGGGAGAUGCGUACGCGAAACAGGCGCGUGGAGACAGUGGUUCACCAGAUGGACACAAUUUAGGAUCCGACAACUACCUGGAGAACGAGGCGGACUCGUCGAUGGCGACACCCGAUGAUGUCAUUCCGAACGCUAUAGUGAUUAAGAAUAUCCCAUUUGCCAUCAAGAAGGAGCAACUGUUGGACAUCAUCGAGGAUAUGGAUCUGCCCCUACCUUACGCAUUCAACUACCAUUUCGACAAUGGUAUUUUCCGUGGGUUGGCGUUCGCCAACUUCACCACAGCGGAUGAAACCUAUCAAGUUAUCAACAACUUGAACGGGAAGGAUAUCAACGGUAGGAAACUGAAGGUCGAGUACAAGAAAAUGCUCCCCCAGGCAGAGAGAGAUAGAAUCGAAAGAGAGAAGCGUGAAAAAAGGGGCCAACUUGAAGAACAGCAUAGAUCAGCCUCGAAUAUCUCUUUACAAUCCUUGGGUAAAGCCAUGUCCAGUUCCGCACUGAACGGCAGCGGCUCAAAUUCUCAACUGGCUGCAAUAUUUUUGAACAGCAACCCUAGCAACAACAACAACAACAACGGAUCCUCGGGGAACUUCGGCCUCUACAACAGCAGUCAGAACUAUUCCAGCAGUAGUUUGGGCCAACAACAGUCGUCUUCUCAGUCGCAACAACAACCGUUGCUGACGACUCAGCACACCGCAAAUUCUUUGUAUCAACAGAAUUACCAACAACCACCACAGGUGCCAUCUCAAAUCCUUUUGCAGCAAUCGCAGGUUGGAGCUGGUGCAAAUGACAGAUUUUUGGCACCGUUGCCUUCCUCUUCCACUGUCCCAAUUCCACCGCAACAGCUGGAUUUUAAUGAUCCCGAGACUUUGGAAAUCUACUCCCAGCUAUUGUUGUUUAAGGACCGUGAGAGAACAUAUUCGGAACUGGCAUAUCCAAACGGACUUUCUGCGAACCACAAGCGCAUAAUCAAUGUUUUGUGCUCAUAUUUGAAUCUGACAGAGGUUUAUGAUCCAAGAUUUAUGAUUAUAAAGAGGAAAGUGUUGGACCACUCCUCUUUGCAGAAGCAUUUACAACAGCAGGGGCAACUCCCUGUCAAUGGCUCCAAUCCAUUGCAACCUACCUCUACUGGUGGGUCUUUCAGCAAGUCUCACUCCUAUACCAGCCUACUGCAAGCUCAUGCUUCAGCUGCUGCCGCUGCCGCCUCAAAUUCAGGCUCUAACGUCACCGGCAAUGGUACCCCUGGUAACGUUGGAUUAGGGAAUAACUACGGCUCCUCCAAGAUCUCUCAUGUAACGCCCGUGCCGUUGUCGAGUCUUAGCCAGUCUGGUGUUACUGGUGCCAGUAUCCUGCAGCAACAGAAUGCCCCAGGGAACGGUUCUCCAAGAAGCGUGUUGAAUAACGCAGUGCUGUUUAAUACAGACCAGGUGACGCCACAAAGUUUGGCCAACGCCCAGGCUCAACAGCAGCAACAGUCAUUCAUGAGACAGCAGGCCACUUUGACCCCAUCUUCUCGUAUUCCAUCGGGCUACUCUUCAAACCAUCAAUCAACUUUCAGUACCCUGAAUCCACUGCUGAGGAAUGCCGGGGCCUCGCCCACGGCAGCGACGACCCAAACUAACACGGCGUCACACAGGAUGCUAUCCGCUUUCCACAACAGUGCUAAUGCGAACAGCCCCACCAUCAGCAGCGCAUCGACCUACUACGACCAGCAACCGCAAUCUCAAUCUCAAUCCCAGCAGCAACUGGCUCCACAACAUACUAACGGCUCCAUUCAUUCGAACUUUUCGAUUCAGUCCUUUCACGAUGACGGUGUUCCGUUAUCGUCUGCGCAGUUAAUGAGCACCAACGAGUUGAUCUAUAAAUCGUUGAGCCACACUGGUACUGGGAACGGGAGCCCUGCUGCAGCUGCCGGCGCCACUUCAGCACCAACCGCACCCGUAACUGCUACUGCUGGAUCUGGAACAACUGACACCACGAACGAAUUGGAGAAUAACCUCGCUCGUUCUUUGAGUGGGCUGGAUUUGACGAAGCAACCCGUGCAGAACAACAAGAAGCCCGUAUGGUAA
Messenger RNA from Huiozyma naganishii CBS 8797, 2097 nucleotides. It is a transcript of the gene PIN4, whose product is annotated as Pin4p. NCBI's taxonomy places the organism in Eukaryota, Fungi, Ascomycota, Saccharomycetes, Saccharomycetales, Saccharomycetaceae. The transcript has a single exon. Gene Ontology annotation, cellular component: nucleus; cytoplasm. Gene Ontology annotation, molecular function: mRNA binding. The record is from RefSeq and is a predicted model, not a curated record. Bases 1 to 2097 code for a protein of 698 amino acids.